GACGCCCACUCAAAUUCUCGCUCUCGAUCUCCCUCUCUUGCUUCUCUUCUCUUCUCUUCUCUUCUCUGCAGUUCCAAGAAAAUGGCAACCUCUCCGAUGCUCAGAUCGUCGCCCAUUGCGGGUUCGCGAUCGCAAGGCGCGGCCUCGCUUGGGAUGUUUUCUUUUGAAAAGCUCAACCUGCAUAACAGGAGGAUUCAGGAUAACAUGUUGGGAUACUCCAAACAUUUCCAAAAUGGUUCCUCGAUUCAGCUCCAACAUAUCAAGAGGUUGCAACCUGUAAAAGCUUCCUCAACUGAGAUGCCUCAAAAAAUCCAUCGGUCUUCGAGCAGUGGAAAUGUAAGGAUUGGAAUUAAUGGAUUUGGCCGUAUUGGAAGGCUGGUCUUGCGUGUAGCCACAGAGGGCAACAGUGUUGAGGUUGUGGCAGUGAAUGAUCCGUUUAUUGACACCAAAUAUAUGGCAUACAUGCUCAAGUAUGAUUCAACACAUGGGCGGUUCAAUGGUACAGUCAAGGUCUUAGAUGAUUCAACAUUGGAGAUCAAUGGCAAGAAGAUAUUUAUUACUAACAAAAGGGACCCAACAGAGAUACCUUGGGGCAUUCAUGGAGCUGAGUAUGUAGUUGAAUCUUCGGGAGUUUUCACUACAAUUGAAAAGGCCUCCGCACAUCUGAAGACUGGUGCAAAGAAAGUGGUGAUAUCUGCUCCUUCAGCUGAUGCCCCCAUGUUUGUAGUCGGUGUAAAUGAGCAGGCUUACAAACCUGACAUGAAUAUUGUCUCAAAUGCAAGUUGUACGACUAACUGUUUGGCUCCUCUUGCCAAGGUAGUGCAUGAGGAAUUUGGCAUCAUGGAAGGCCUUAUGACUACCGUACAUGCAACAACGGCUACUCAGAAAACCGUAGAUGGUCCUUCAAUGAAGGAUUGGCGAGGAGGUCGUGGGGCUGGGCAAAAUAUCAUCCCAAGUUCCACCGGUGCUGCAAAGGCUGUGGGUAAAGUGCUUCCUCAGCUUAAUGGGAGACUCACUGGCAUGGCCUUUCGUGUUCCUACUCCUAAUGUUUCUGUUGUGGAUCUUACCUGUCGAUUGGAGAGGCCUGCAUCAUAUGAGGAUGUGAAGGCAACAAUAAAGGCUGCUGCUUCAGAAGGUCCCCUCAAAGGAAUUCUUGGAUACACAGAUGAGGAUGUUGUCUCAAAUGAUUUUGUAGGUGACUCAAGGUCAAGCAUCUUUGAUGCAAAGGCAGGCAUUGGAUUAAGUGCCUCGUUCAUGAAGCUUGUUUCGUGGUAUGACAAUGAGUGGGGUUACAGCAACCGCGUUGUUGACCUGAUUGAGCACAUGGCGUUGGUCUCCUCCAGCAAUUGAGUCUCCGGCUGUGAGGAAUUUCUUCACAGCUGAGAUAGUGCGGAUUUUUCACCUUACGCGAUUUUGGUUUCUCUUCGAGUGAAGGGACAGAAUUUAUAUUUUUUCCAUGAGCAGGUCUCAAAUAAUUUAAUAGAAUGUCUUCUCAUCAAUGGUGGAUACUUCUAUUAAUUCCCUUUUUGUCGUGUGGUUUUGUGGAUGAACAUCUGAAAUGAUAAAAGUAUUUGAGAAUG
This is a messenger RNA of Nymphaea colorata (pocket water lily), 1580 nucleotides long. RefSeq lists its product as uncharacterized. The record is from RefSeq and is a predicted model, not a curated record. NCBI's taxonomy places the organism in Eukaryota, Viridiplantae, Streptophyta, Magnoliopsida, Nymphaeales, Nymphaeaceae. Gene Ontology annotation, molecular function: NAD binding; NADP binding; oxidoreductase activity, acting on the aldehyde or oxo group of donors, NAD or NADP as acceptor. Bases 82 to 1350 code for a protein of 422 amino acids. The transcript is spliced from 14 exons. Gene Ontology annotation, biological process: glucose metabolic process.